AGUAGUGCAAGGCUCACUAUAAUGAAGUUAUCGAUAUCAUCUGACUAAAGUUUGGACUUAAACAUAAUAUCAGAGAUUUCCUCAAGCUUCAUCCAAAGAUAUCAUUUCAGUGUUUAUUUAAAUCGAAUUCCUGAGGGGUUUAGGGGCUAGCUAGUUGGCCGGCUGGUUAACGUUACAGUCUUCUACUGGGCUGUGGCGGACAGUGCCUCGGCUUUGUUUUUUGUUUUUUUUUGGAGAAGAAAGCAGCUAGCCGGCUAGCUAAGGAGCAAGCUAGCUUAGCAAUGCUUACCAUGAUCGAUUGAAACCAGCCCGUUAUCUUUAUUGCCUAUGAAAACGAAACGUUUGUUUUGACAAAAAUGUCAACGCCAUCGGUGGAUAAAGAGCUGCAGGAGCGUUUGCGAGAGGCGUCUGCUAUCGGAGACCUCGAUGAAGUGCGGACUUUAGUGGAGACCGGAGUUAAUGUCAACUCUCAAAAUGAAAUCAACGGCUGGACUUGUCUGCACUGGGCUUGCAAGCGAAACCACAAGCAUAUUGUGGCCUACCUUCUUAACUCUGGUGCAGACAAAGACAUUCUUACUUAUAAAGAUGAGUUAGCGGUGCAGCUAACGUCAAAACCUGAUAUCAGAAGACUACUUGGAAUGGAGGAAGAUGAAGUUCCCGAGGUGAAGGAGCCAGAACUACCAAUUAUUGCCAACUACCUGUCCAGCCCACCCUUCCUGUUUGGCAAGGCCGAGGCAGAUGCCUUGUCCCUGGAGCCUGUCAUCACGCACAACGGUACUGCGGACCACAUGGACGAGCGCCACGGCGAGCAGUCCCCUUCCCCAGUCCCCUUGCCACCUCGCCCUCGGGAGCUGAGCCCGUUUGCUGACGUUCUGCCACAGCGCGAGGGCGCCCGUGCCCCCAUCCCUGUCGCCGAGCAGAAUGGCGUGUUGCCAGGCCCUUGCCACGCUGUCAACGGGACCCUCCCUGCUGACUUGGUGGCUGACCCCCGCCACACCGGCCGCAGUGAGUUUGCCCAUGCAGCGACACAGCAUGGCCCAAUGUGCCCGCCCCUCCCACCCCCUGCUGGAAGUGCCAGCCCCCAGGUGACCAAUGCUGCCAUCGCUCGGCAACAACCUGUUCCCCAGCAGCUGAGCUGCACACAGGCGGGGGGGUCCAUGCCCACCUUCCAGCCCUUCUUUUUCACCAGCACUUUCCCUGUCAACGUACAAGAGCUGGUUCUGAAGGUGCGCAUCCAGAACCCCAAUGCCCGGGAGAAUGACUUCAUUGAGGUGGAGCUUGACCGACGGGAGCUGACGUACCGCUCGCUGCUCAGGGUGUGCUGUCGUGAGUUGGACAUCAGUGCUGACCAUGUGGAGAAGAUCCGCAAGCUGCCCAACACCAUGCUGAGGAAGGACAAAGACGUGGCCAGGCUGCAGGACUUCCAGGAGCUGGAGGUAGUGCUGGAAAAAGCAGAGGGCCUGUCCCUGCUCUCCACAGGGGGCCAGAGCAGCCUGACAGACCGGCCGUGCUACAACAUGAAGGCCUCCCGCCUCACCUACUAAGACGUGACCAGGCUGCAGGCCACCCAUCUGGCAUUAGGGUCAAUUAGCCCCCCCCCCCUCUGAGUAUGCCAUGCUGGUCCUCAGUUUGUUUGUAAUUUAACAGGUUAUUUAGUUUUUCUACCCGACGUACACUUCUUUGUGUCCUGUAGCGGCGUUCGUCGCCUUUCCAGCGGAAGCGUGCACACUUGAUGGCGGGUUUAGCGCCUUUUUUUGCAUCAGUGUUUUUUGGUGCCUCCUCUUCCUGUCUAGCUCUUUUUGCGUGGUGCAGAGCUAGACCUGCCGAGCAGAGGCAGCGGAUGGGCCAUUUUUAGUUUUUGAUCUUUCCCCUCACCUUCUCUUGGCGGAAGAAUGCGUGAUGUGUGGGGAUGCGCUCCCUGUGGUUUUAUGUGCCGGAUUGCGAUUCUGAAGCAGAGAAAAAGAAUUAAUCCUCCAGCUUCCACUCUUACUGAUUGCAGCAUCCCACACUGGAUUUACCUGUCAUGUCUGCGCGUGCUGCUGAGCCUGAUAUUACAGCACAAACAACAAGUCAUUGCAAGACUUUGAUAUGGCAUCAAACGGUCUCUUCCUGUGGGCAUGCAGAAAUCUGUUAUUUUUUUUAUUUCUACCCUCAAACGUUUGGAUAAAAUGCCAUCUUCCGUCUUUCCUUGAGAUAAAGAGCAGAAAUGAGAGGAGGUGUGAUAUCAGUCAAUGCUAGUUUUGACAGAGGUCACAGGCUGACUGAAAACGUUUGCCACGGUGCGGGUAUAUGCCUCAGGAAUAUGCCGAAACUCUGCACACCGGAAAGUUCCGCAAGUCUUUCUGUUCCUUUGUUCCUCAUGCGCCCGCCAUUGAAAUUUGACCAAUUAACCAUGUCACCCUUCCCAUUUAACCAUCUCAUACUGGACACAAAGGCUAAAAAUGAAUUAAUGUAGUUCAUCGACAUGAACAUUCCUUUGAAGAAUAGUCAAUGUUUGCAGAGUCCCUAUUGUCUACAAAUCUCUAUCCUUUGUGUGGUGAAAUCCAUGAAAAAGACUGUGGGUAAAUAUUACACAUAGCCAGACAGGUUCAGACAGGUCAACCCUCAGAAUACACUACUUUGUAAACAGUGGUAUAUUAUUAUGUCUAGGAUUUUUAAUGAUCACAUUCUGAUUUCUGUAACAGAAAUGUGAAUAACAGAAUGAUUUAGCUAUGGAGCUAGCACUUUGAAGACUGCCAGUGUUCUGAAGGAUGGUCAGACAGAAUGUUUUGGCAUAAACC
Megalops cyprinoides (Indo-Pacific tarpon) is the source of this 2780-nucleotide messenger RNA. It is a transcript of the gene ankrd40, whose product is annotated as ankyrin repeat domain 40. The record is from RefSeq and is a predicted model, not a curated record. Gene Ontology annotation, molecular function: protein binding. The transcript is spliced from 5 exons. NCBI's taxonomy places the organism in Eukaryota, Metazoa, Chordata, Actinopteri, Elopiformes, Megalopidae. Bases 357 to 1544 code for a protein of 395 amino acids.